Molecule: messenger RNA, 1331 nt
Organism: Daktulosphaira vitifoliae (grape phylloxera)
Lineage: Eukaryota; Metazoa; Arthropoda; Insecta; Hemiptera; Phylloxeridae
Exons: 2
Coding region: 71-1078 (335 amino acids)
Source: RefSeq, a predicted model, not a curated record
AAAUCCUGAAAAAGUUGAAAUAUGUAAAAUAGCAUUAUACCAUCCUAUAAAUGUGUUAUUUUACAAUAUAAUGUCAAUUGAUUCUGAUAAAUAUUUAACGAAAGGUACUGAAUCAAGACAACAUCAAGAAUUUGUCUAUGGUAAACCCAAAAAUAUUUUAGACCUACUUCGAUUUGCUCCUCUUGAUAUACAGUGUACUGAUGACACUAACUUGACUAUACAUGAUAUAUUUCGUUUUGCUAAUUAUCAAUAUUUAUCCAUUGAUAUGAGAGCAUUCCAAAUACUUUUACUUGGUGCAUCAUUUUAUCCUGUUGGAAUACUUAUAGCUAACUACGUACAUUUAGUAUCUGAAAUAAUUCAAAUUGAUAUAAAUCGCCAUAAUAACAUAAAGAACGAUAUUUUUUCUAUAAAAUGUUUGGGUGAAAAAAUUAAGAUAACGCUACAAAGUUUUAUCAAUUUAAAUAUUUUCGUAGAACCCGCAAAAAAUUUUCUUAAAUCCCUCCUUAAUCAUUUAUAUGUGAUUAUAUAUUGGUUUCGUGGCUUACGUUCUAUAGAAAUAGAAUUACCAAAUGAAAUCUUAAAAAAAUUAAAAGAUUUUAUGAAUGAUAUGAUGUUAAAGUUCAAUAUAGAACCAGAAACAAUUGUAACAGAGAGAAAUCUAAAACACAUACAUGACAUUAUAAGAGAAGAAAAUCAUCAAAUUCAAAUAUAUGUUAAAAAACUCAAAUAUAAUGCAAAUUCAUUUAAUUCAAUUUAUGUCAUACAGACUGUUGGAAGGCUUAAUACUAAAGACAUUAAAUACAUUCUAACACCAAAUUUAAUUGAUAUUUUAUGCUCAAAUAGUCCGAUAAAUUAUUGUAACAGUAAUAACGAUGAAUGCGAUACUAACGACAACAGUAGUGAAAUUAAUGUUGACGACCUAGGAAAUAAUGAUGGUUUGGAUGAAUUCAAAACUGAAAAUAUUGAACAUUUUAAAAAUAUAGCUUUUAAAAGAAAACAAAAUGAAAGUUUGAAUUUAUUUAUUGACAUGAAGGACUUCCCUAAACAUAUGGUGGAUUACUUUAUUUGUUCUGAAUAGAAAAUUAUAUGCUCAUACUAAUAUAGAGAUUAGUAUAAAAUACCUUGUAUUAUAUUAAUACCCAGAAACUUAAAAACUACAAGGUUAUCUAAAUUUUGUAAGACAUUCAUGAUCUUAGAAUCUUUUAAAUCUUUUUAAAGAGAAACGUUUAGAAAACUCUAAAAUAAUACAUAAUAAAGAAAAUCCUUUUAUUUCAUUUUCUUAUAUAGUAGCCUUUAUUUUUAACUUCAUAAUAUAAGAGUAAAAAAAUUAC